AUGCAGAAGAAGUGUGUCAUCUCUCCCACAGACGUACCCGAGGCCGUGGCCCAGCUGGGACUGUCUCUGGUGCCUCAGAGCAUCAAGGAGGGAGAUGAUGUCUACUUUGAGUGUUCCAUCCACGCCAACCCCCGCAUCUAUAAGCUAACCUGGCAACACAAUGGCAGGCUGCUGCAGCACAACAUCACAGCGGGCAUCAUCGUCAGUAACCAGAGUUUGGUGCUGCAGAAGGUCACGCGGCGUCACGGGGGGAGCUACACCUGCUCGGCCUCCAACAUCGAGGGUGACGGUGUGUCCAAGCCCAUCAACCUUGACAUAAAGUACUCCCCCGUGUGUGCUCCGGGUCAAGUGACAACCUACGGAGUGGCGAGGCACGAGGACGCUGAGGUAACCUGCAGAGUGGUGGCCAACCCUCCCGCCGAGAAGUUCAAAUGGACCUUCAACAACACGGCAGACACCAUCGACGUACCCAAUGGCAGGUUCACCUCGGCUCCCACCUUCAGCAUCAUCACCUACACCCCCAUGACGGAGCUGGACUACGGUACCCUUCUCUGCUGGGCCACCAACACCAUCGGCAAGCAGGCCCGACCCUGCCUCUUCCAUAUCGUGCCUGCAGGUAAGCCAGACCCGCCAGCCAACUGCUCAGUACACAACCAAACGUCGUCAGGGUUCUCGGUCUCGUGUCAGGCGGGGUUCGACGGCGGACUGAGACAAGUGUUCCUGCUGAGGGUGGCCAGGCCAGGCACCCAGGGCCACAACCUUACUGCUGGCCACCCAGUCUUCCAGGUGGGACAGCUGGAGCCGGACGCCACUUAUCGCCUUCAAGUGUGGGCGGCCAACGACAAGGGCGCCAGUCCCUCAGUACACCUGCGAGCCUUCACCACCCACCCGCCCACCCACCAGCACACCGCCCACGUAGUGGCAGAAGUGAGGGAAGGCAGCAGUGGCAGUGACGGCAGUGACAGUGGCAGUGCCAACACCGCAGGCAACACCAGCGGCACCAGUGUGUUGGGAGAGGAGGUGGCGGGAGUACCAGCUCUGGUGUCGGUGGUGGUGGGCGCCUCAGUGGGUAUAGUGUUGCUCCUGCUGCUACUGGGCCUUCUGGUGCGUCAGAGAGUGCGCCGCCCCCCUGCUCCACCUCCAACCUCCAACCCUACCCAUACUAUGCCGCCCACCACUCUGCCACCCACCACCCUAGCGCCCACUACUUCGCCGCCCCCAAUACUCAAGACUUCUCAUGGCCUACCUACUCACACCUGCGCUCACAGACAAAUGCAGGUGGAGGGCGAGACUGAGGUCGACCCAGACCUGAUCCCUCAACAGCUGGUACACUCUACCUUGACACCAUCUGGGCCUCUGCUGCGACCUCCAGCUAACUACAGGGGGCAAGACCCCUCCUUCUGCCAGGUGGUGGUGGCGGGUGGUGGAGGAGGAGGAGGUGGUGGUGGAGGGCUGACUGUGCACCACCACCUUCUACCCGCCACCACCACCUACACCUCUCCUCACCACCACCACCAGCAGCCAGCGGCAGCAGCUGACCCUACCUCGACACCUCGUCAUCACCCACAUCCACAAGAGCACUACCAGCACCUUGUCUCUGAUGACCCUCGAUACGCCCACUUGGACCUUGAGGCAGGAGGACGACAGGUCACCUCAGAGGGUCACAGGUCACGGGUGGUGCCAACUGUUUACGCCACCCUCGAUACACGCCGCGCUACCUCCCGGGAGACUUUCGACAUCAGACACUCACACAGCCAAGCCAGUCUGGAUAUAGGACGGGGUCACGACGUGGUGUACAGCGACGACACCCGGCACGACCCGGCGUACCACCACCUGCACGACGCUGCACGACCACUGCUGGAGGACGACCACCCGCCAAAUACCAUCACCUUGGUGUCCAAAAGGGAGAGUUCAGUAUAACACCAAUGACCACCUAACUCACUCUAACCUAAUCUAACCUAACCUAACCUAACCUAACCUAAUCUACCCCACCCUAACCUAACGUAUCUUGUCCUCGCCUGACCUGAGCCACAACAACGGCCACUCUACCUGCAGCAAAUAAAAAAAAAUGCUCGUAAUUAAGGUCCUAUAACCUGCCGUCACACCUGGAGGACUGAGGAGGAACAGGUGUGCUCGCGGGGUGUGUGUGCGACAUCAAUGAAACGUCAAAGAAACACUCGGGGAAUUUUUAUAAAUGAAUGUAACACCACCGUGACGUCAUCCAGGUAGAAGGUCUGUGAUUGGUCAUGUGAGACCUGAUCGUGGUUUAUGACGUCACUGAUAACAGGUUUCAGAGCUAAUCAGUGAACAGGAGCCGCGGGAUUAGUUCACAAAGGAAGCGGUUGAUUGGUUGUCUGAACACAGGUGGUACAUGCCAUAAAAUAUUGACUGUAUGGUUAGUGGUGACUGUGUGUUUGGUGUCUGUAUGGUUGAGUGAUGACUGUAUGGUUGACUGUGCGACUGUGUAUUGACUGUUUGCAUGAAUGGUGACUAUGCUAAGUGGUGACUGGUGUAAGAGAUGGAUUUAGUUGGCAUAAAUACUAUGCCAUGAUACCACCAAGACCUUGAAAGAUAAUAUGUGUUCUACUUUACCACACACACACACGCACGCACACACACACACACACACACACACACACACAAGAUGAUGCUCGGUCUACCUGACUCACCUGUACUCUACCUUAAGGUUCUUAAUGAGCAAAGGAUAUUACAGGUGUUAAGUGAUGGUAGUUGUUCAGUGAGUGUUCUGGUUGUUGAGGAAGUUUCUCAUCAAUAUUUAUCAAAGUUCCAAAACAAAACUUCAUUGAUUACAGAAGUUAGAGUAUUGGUCUGUGCUGAGGUGUGUGUGUGUGUGUCUGUGUGUGUGUGUGUCUGUGUGUCUGUGUGUGUGUGUGUGACUACUUCCUGUGUCUGUUUUAUAAUGAUAGAUAUGUAUUAAUUACCCGAGUCUGUUAAGUGAUGGUUAAGUGAUGGUGUGUAGAGUAUGUUACCAGAGGCCUGUAUGUGAGGUGGUAAUGGCCUUCAUGUUUGUUAACUGUCAAAAUAAGAGUAACAAACGAUGACCUUCACAAUACAACACGAGCGUCAGGACCAACAUACCGCGGGCUUCACCUGCCAACAAUAACUGGAGUGGGUGUGCUGCUCGGGACAAUAUAUGUUUAUGACAACUUUUCUUCGUUUAUCUCUCAGGAAUAUUUCUGGAGGAAUUUGUCAUUGUUGUUAUCUGUUGACCUCGUGUGUACCGAGAGGUGGGAGGAGCCGCCAGAACACAGGGUAUCCAACACAUGGGACUGGACCUGACAGACUGAACACAUCAACUUCUUAACAGUGUCUAGGAUAAUGACUGAACGACCUCCACUAACACACACAUCAACCACACACUGUAUGUUUGUCUAGUAGUCGUUGACCUGUCCCCAGCUGUGUCUCUUGACCCCGUAUAUAACAUGACCUAACCUCUGACCUGUAUAAGAUGUCAUCACUUCUCCCGCGUAUAGUACAUGACCUAGACACCCCCACAACUCCUUUUAUUUAUACUUCCAGUAACCUUUGACCUUCAUUAAGAUGAACACUGGUAUAUUCUACUAAAGCUCUCUCUCUCUCUCUCUCUCUCUCUCUCUCUCUCUAAAUCCAACUACAUCUAAUUUGGUUCAAUUGUGACAAAUUCAUGUGUAUAUAUGCACAAGUUUGUAGCUUAUGAUGACUUAUGUAUCACCAGUCAUACUACAGAUGAUGACUUAUGUAUCACCAGUCAUACUACAGAUGAUGACUUAUGUAUCACCAGUCAUAGUACAGAUGAUGACUUAAGUAUCACCAGUCAUACUACAGAUGAUGACUUAUGUAUCACCAGUCAUACUACAGAUGAUGACUUAUGUAUCACCAGUCAUACUACAGAUGAUGACUUAU
Molecule: messenger RNA, 3903 nt
Organism: Homarus americanus (American lobster)
Lineage: Eukaryota; Metazoa; Arthropoda; Malacostraca; Decapoda; Nephropidae
Exons: 9
Coding region: 1-1920 (639 amino acids)
Molecular function (GO): protein binding
Source: RefSeq, a predicted model, not a curated record